AUGUCGUUCUACCUUCCCACCUGCAGUCUCGGUCUCAGUCUUCUUCUCGGCCCGAACUGUUGUACUAUCGAUACCCUGCUCUUGACGGUGGGAACGGCGACGGCCAUCAUCGCAGGUGCAUUGACUCCGAUUCUUGGCUCCGUCUACACUCGACUCUUCGACCAAGUGGUAGCUCAAGAUUCGGUUUUGUCGGCUCAAAGCCAUGAAUACCAGCGUGAAGCUUUUCGACAUAUCGACGCACUUUUGAUCAUCGUUUGCGGCCAAUUCAUUUUCACCUAUAUCUAUUUGGGCUGUUGGGGCAUGUAUGGCCAGCGCUUGACGCAGCGUAUCCAGUACGCCGCGAUGAAUGCACUCAUACAUCAGGAACUUGCGUUUUCCGAGGCGCUCUCACCCGGUGAACUGGACGCUUACCUGGACACCGACAUUGACCACAUCAGGCAAGGUAUCAGUGAGCGGUUGGGCAUUCUGAUCUCGCUUACUUCAUUCAUAUUGGCGUCAUAUGGGCUUAGCAUCUGGGAGUCUCCCACCUUGACGUGGAGGAUGUCCGCGCUGCUCCCGAUUUAUCUGGGGUUGCCAAUGCUCGGUCAAGAGACAAAGUGGAACAGGAGCAUUGAUGAUUGUGUCAACGCGGCACGCGCGUUUGCCUCCGAGUCUGUCAGUCAUGUUAUGGUGGUUCAUGCCUUCCAAGCAGCCCGCAAAUUUGCAGAGCAUUUCCGUCAGAGACUGCAAGGGGUGGAAGAUACCCUCAAGGCGAAGCUUCUCUUUACUGCGAGCUAUUCAGGGCUUGCUCACUUCUUACCUUUUGCUUUUAGGGCAUUGGCGGAUUGGGAACUGGGUCGGAUCGCGUCAACACCAGCAGCAUCGCGGCAGACUACUCUAGGACGGGCCACUGCUGUGUCGAACAACUUGAUUGCCGUGGCUUUUACUAUCCCCACCCUUAUACCAUCCUUGACGGCAUUCAAUGCUGCAGUGAUGUCCUAUGGCCAUCUGAAACCAAUGCUGGCACGAGUCUCACGAAUCAACGAAAGCUCAACGGAAGGCGUUCGAGUGUCGAGGACGGUUGGAGGAUUCACCGUACGUCACGUCAAGUUUCAAUAUCCCGGGCCCCAGGACACGUGCGUACUCGAUGGAAUUUCCCUCCAGAUAUCAGGUCGUGGUAGCACCGCGUUGGUGGGGCGAUCGGGUAGUGGAAAGUCGACCUUGGCAAGUCUAUUGUGCCGAUUGCAUGACCCUCAGUCCGGAUCGAUUGAGCUUGAUGGAAGAGACCUGCGCGAGUAUAACAUUCGCAGCCUGCGCAGUACUAUUGCGAUAGCAGAGCAGCAUCCAGUGCUGAUGGCCGGCUCGAUUCUCGAAAAUGUUGCGCACGGGCUCGUCCGUCGCAUUGUGGACUGGCCGCUGCAGAGCUCUCUCACUGAAGUCGUAGCGCGAAUUCGCGGUGGACAGACAUGGGACGAGGCGGUCAAAAGUUCGCCUCUCGUGGGCGACAUUGUCUCGCGAGUUGUUGACACGUUGGAACAGGUGCAAGCCUUGGGCUUCGUCUCGAGCCUUCAACAUGGCAUGGCCACCGAGGUGGGACCCGGAGGUGUACACCUGAGCGGCGGUCAGACUCAGCAGAUUGCGCUAGCCAGAGAAGUGGUUCGUGACUCUCCCAUCCUUAUUUUGGACGAAGCAACAUCUGAGGUCGAUGCGUUAACCGAAAAAGCCAUUCUAGACAACAUAAGAUCCAGAAGUCGUGAUCGAGCGAUUGUUAUGAUCACGCACAGAUUGUCAACAGUGCAAGUCUGUGACAACAUAUUCGUAAUAGCCAAUGGCACUGUAGUGGAACAAGGAAGCUUCCAAGAGCUGAUCUCGAGGCAUGGGACCUUUGCAAAGAUGGCGAGUCUACAGCAGGUGGAGUCAGGCUCCACGAUUCAUUGUUCUGUGCCCCCCAUCAAGGCAGAGCCAGAGCCAGAGCCGAAUGCAAUUGAUUCACAGAGCCGCCCAGCCAAGGGUUACGUCGAGAGCAAGCCACUCAGCAGCUCAUCAGCAUACUAUCAAGUCGUAUCGUGCUUCCGAGAGCACACUCGAGCACAUGGCUUGUACAUCACUAUUGCAUUUCUGGCCACCGUGGUUCUAAGUGCUUCCCCUGUCAUCGAGACGGCCAUCAUGUCAAGUGCUCAGAACGAGGUCGCUCAAGAACGGCGCCAUGAGUCCUUGUCGCUGACCAUGACUCGUCCGUACUGCAUGAUCUUCAUGGCAGUUGGUGUUAUUAUUUGUGCUGCCGGGUUCUUCAGCACUUAUGCGAUCGAGCGAGUCACCCAAGACAUCCUUUGCCGAACAAGGGUGCUCUCAUUGCGAGCUUUGCUCGCUCAGAGCCUAAAAUGGCAUGAUGAAAACUGGUACAUUGGGACCACAUUCUUUACGGACACGACACUACUCGGCGAUCUGGCAAACAUCAUCAUUGAGCUUACUGUUGGCGCUACCAUCUCCUUCGUGACCGGGCCAGCAGUGGCGCACAUGAUUGCAUGGAAGCUUGCAUUAAUGCUGUUGCCAACCCUUCCAUUGGCUGCCACGGGUGGCGCAUUGUGCUCGAAACUUCUCGGUCCAUAUUAUGCUCGACACUUUGAGGCAUUUAGGCACUCAGUCAACAUCGCCAAAUCCGCCGUAGCAGCGCUGCGUCACAUCAUGCUAUUCGGUCUAGAAGACGAGAUACUGCAAUCGUUGACGCACAGCCUUGACUCGAGUCACGUUGUGCUCAUGCGCAAAGUGAUGUGUGCCAACUUCUACCUGGCGAUAUCGAUGAGUCUGCCACUUCUCGUCAACGGACUGGCGUACUGGUGGGGACUUCGUCAGGUGUUCUCAGGACAGUACAGUGUAACGCAGCUAUUCCUGACUAUUCCUACACUCGCUUCUGGAGCUCAUGGUCUAAGCAAACUCAUGCUUCUUCCGCACAAGAUUGGCGAGGUCAGCUCCGCCGCAGUUAGAAUCUCGGACCUUGUCGCAUUGUUGCCUCGACAACAAAAGCACUGGACACCGAAUGAACAGCUACAUCAAGCGGACCCAGCGAGCAAGACAUUCUUGGCUUCAGAGGCCAUUUCUACACCUGACGACCUGUCGCGAAAGAAAGCCGCAGUUGCUAUCGACAUACGAUCUGUGCGAUUCUCCUAUCCAAGUCGACCAAUGAGCGACGUUAUCCGCGAUUUGACCAUUCGCAUUCCAGGAGGGUCGUUCUGUGCCCUCGUUGGCAAGUGCGGUUCCGGAAAAUCCACAAUCCUCAGCCUGGUCAAAGGACUGUAUUCACCUUCGCAAGGUCGCAUUGUCGUCGAUGGCAUAGAUGUCGAUGCCGAAGAUGGUGAAUGGCACAGUACCCGACGAGCCAUGUCUCUGGUGCCACAGGUCAAUGCGGUCUUUGAUGCCCCUGUUGCCUUCAACAUCAGCAUAGGAUCCGAUCCAACAGCGGAAUCAAGCCAACUCAGCCAACUCGAACGCGCUGCUCGAAGCGCAGGCAUCCACGACGUCAUUCAAGCACCACCUUCAGGCUACCAAACAUAUUGUGGAACAGGAGGGAAACGCUUCUCUGGGGGUGAGAGACAGAAGCUGUGCAUCGCACGAGCACUAGUACGAGACGCCAAGAUCCUUCUGCUCGACGAGCCAACGAAAGGUCUUGACAGCGAGGCUGAAGCUCAAUGGCAGACUCAGCUGCUGCAUACCAUCAACAAACAGCGCAAGGUCACAGUGGUGGUGGCAGCACAUCGACUACACACUGUGCAGCACGCUGAUAUCAUAUUCAUCAUCGACCAAGGUCGAUGCAUUGACCAGGGCACUCAUCGAGAGCUGCUGGUACGGAAUGCUUGGUAUCACAAGAACGUGCUUCAGCAAAAGUUGAAUGAGCAAUAA
Messenger RNA from Fulvia fulva, 3876 nucleotides. RefSeq names its product ABC multidrug transporter MDR2. The coding region runs from base 1 to 3876 and encodes 1291 amino acids. The record is from RefSeq and is a predicted model, not a curated record. NCBI's taxonomy places the organism in Eukaryota, Fungi, Ascomycota, Dothideomycetes, Mycosphaerellales, Mycosphaerellaceae. Gene Ontology annotation, cellular component: membrane. The transcript is spliced from 4 exons. Gene Ontology annotation, biological process: transmembrane transport. Gene Ontology annotation, molecular function: ABC-type transporter activity; ATP binding; ATP hydrolysis activity.